AGCCUUCGGACGCGCCCAGUGACUACCCGUCCCAAGACCCCGUCUACCCGACCGAGGACCCCAGUCCGUCGCCGUCGCCCUCCAACAAGCCGACACUCGGACCUCGCCCCGUCACCGGCGACCUCAAGACGCAGAUCAUCUACCAGACGUCGGUCAUUCGUGCUGCCCACGGCCUUGGCCCCGUCACCUGGAACGACGAGCUCGGCGCCAAGAUGCAGGCCUGGGCCGACUCGAACCCGCAGCAGAACGGCGGUGGCCACGGCGGCCCGCCCGGCAACCAGAACCUCGCCAGCUUCCUCGUCUGCAAGAACGACUGCAUGGCCAGCGCCGGUCCUGCUUGGAGCUGGUACUCGGGCGAAGAGAAGCUCUGGGACUACAGCACGAACAAGAGCAAGGACGGCAACUGGAUGACGACCGGUCACUUUUCCAACUCGAUGGACCCGGGCGUCAACGAGAUUGCGUGCGGCUACUCGACGUUUUACAACCCAACGAUCCAAGCCGAUGACUCGCUCGUGUGGUGCAACUACCUCGGCGGCAACGACAAGCCGAUUCCGCGACCGCUCAUGGACCAAGAGGCGCUCAUGAAGAAGCUAGUCUCGGCGUAUUGA
Messenger RNA from Saprolegnia parasitica CBS 223.65, 608 nucleotides. RefSeq lists its product as hypothetical. Lineage: Eukaryota; Oomycota; Saprolegniomycetes; Saprolegniales; Saprolegniaceae. The record is from RefSeq and is a predicted model, not a curated record. The transcript has a single exon. The annotation marks the transcript as partial.